Messenger RNA from Mustela erminea (ermine), 1458 nucleotides. RefSeq names its product transmembrane protein 171 (gene TMEM171). The transcript is spliced from 4 exons. The record is from RefSeq and is a predicted model, not a curated record. NCBI's taxonomy places the organism in Eukaryota, Metazoa, Chordata, Mammalia, Carnivora, Mustelidae. The coding region runs from base 244 to 1065 and encodes 273 amino acids.
UCCGCGCCCGGACGCGCAGGUGGGAGCGUGCGGUGCGGGCCGCCACACAGAGGCCGCGCCCCGCCGGGUGCCCACAGCCCGCGCUGUCCGGCCGAGCGCCGACCCCGAGGCCGGCGCCGGGCUUCCGGGACGCGAGCUGGCGCACGCACCGAGCCCGCGGGACGAAGCCUCAGAGCUGUUGAAACCAUUGGAGGGAAGGAAAUCCAUCCUGCCUGGUUCAGGGGAAAGGGGCUUCUUCCGGCCAUGUCUCCUGUAGCUGCUGCUGACUCAGAUGGGGACCGGCGAGACAGGCGUGUCAGCAAGCUCAUUUUCUUCCUUUUCGUCUUUGGUGCCAUCCUGCUAUGUGUGGGAGUCCUGCUCUCCAUCUUCGGGUUCCAGGCCUGCGAGUACAAAAUCUUCCCAGACUGCAGCCUGGUGCUGAAGGUCGCUGGGCCUGCCUGUGCCGCAGUCGGGCUCGGGGCUGUGAUCCUGGCCCGCUCAAGGGCACGACUUCAGCUCCGGGAGGGGCACCUGCGGGGCCGGCAGGUGGACCCCGACCGGGCCUUCAUCUGUGGAGAGAGCCGCCAGUUUGCCCAGUGCCUCAUCUUUGGGUUUCUGUUCUUGACGAGUGGCAUGCUCGUCAGCAUACUGGGCAUCUGGGUCCCCGGGUGUGGCUCAGACUGGGCACAGGAACCGCUGAACGAGACAGACACGGCUGACACGGAGCCCCAGAUCUGUGGAUUCCUGUCCCUGCAGAUCAUGGGGCCCUUGAUUGUACUCAUGGGACUGUGUUUCUUUGUGGUGGCCCAUGUUAAGAGAAACAACUUGAAUGAGGGCCAGGAUGCCUCUGAAAGUGAAGACAGACAGACGCAGAGCAUGGAGCCUGUCCAGGUCACUGUAGGUGACGCCGUGAUAAUAUUCCCACCCCCGCCACCACCUUACUUUCCCGAGUCUUCAGCUUCUACAGUAACUCCGAGUCCUGGGGCUAAUGGUUUGCUUCCCAGCGAAAAUCCACCUUCGUAUUACAGUAUUUUUAACUAUGGUUUGUUUCCCUUAUGUGAGCUGUCUCCAAAGACAGAAAGGUAGAGAAUAGUAACUCUGCAUGCGUGUAUGCUUUCUGGACAGCAAUGACACGUUCUUACCUCGUCAUGUCUUCUCGUUGACAACGGAAACAGCAAUGGGGUGAGACUCUCUUAAUGUGACAGUUGGCUCUAAAGAAGGAAGGGAAUCAAGGCAUAUCUGUAAGAAACAGAAUAGGGAAGAAAUUACUCCUUAGUAAUUUCUAAAUACUCCUAAACACAUGUAAUCCAACAUUUGAAAAGAACCUCAUAUUUAUGAUGUGUUACUGUCCCCUCUCUUCCCUUUCUGUUCUCCCUCCUUUUUAGAAGGACUUCAACUCCUGAGGGCCAAGACACGGCCCCCGAGAGAGAUCGUGAAUCUAUAUACACCAUUUCUGGGACUGCUGUGUCCUCUGAGAUC